Molecule: messenger RNA, 3101 nt
Organism: Schistosoma rodhaini
Lineage: Eukaryota; Metazoa; Platyhelminthes; Trematoda; Strigeidida; Schistosomatidae
Source: the annotation of a GenBank genome assembly
ACUGUCUUGAGGUCAUUAGCUGGAGGCGGUUUUAGAUGGGGCGUUACGUUGAUGAACUCAGGCCGAAUAAACUAUGAGUUUUUAGGUUCAGUGAACAAAGAAUGGGUAUGGAAAGAUAACUUGUAUUACUUUCACUCACUGAAAGUCAAGACAGAGUUAUGCUAUCACAGUGGUUGUGUUAAUACUAUCUGUUGGGACGAUCAUGGAGAGUAUAUUUUGUCGGGUUCAGAUGACAGAUGCAUCGCUAUUGCUAACGCUUUUUCACAAGUUUGUUCUCUUGACUGUAUUAGUUUAAUAACAACGAUUUUUGUCAAUCAGGAUUCUGAAAAUCAAAACGUCUAUACUUUAAAAUUGCCCGCGUACAGUAACAUCUUUACAGCUAAGUUUCUCCCUUUUUCCUGUGGAAGCGAAGUAACGUUCAAUUUAAAUUUUUAAUUGCCUUAGAUAGUUGUUGGCUUUAAAUGCGGUUGUGUUACCCAUGUUAAUCCUAAUUCUAGUAUAAAGGAUAGUCUCAAGAAUAUUUUCUGUCACUCCUUUGCAGUGUAUGACGUGAGUUUAAGUCCAUAUAAGAUUGUUCACUACAUUUUACGUCUGGUUUCCGUUUUCACUUGUUAUUAAUCCCGAUAACUGUCUUUAUCUUAGGUAUAUUUAUAUCCCUAUGACAGUGCUCCCAUAAAUACCGCAUUUUCGACACAAGUUCUACGGCGAGUAGUUAGAGUGCUAACUAUUAAAGUCACUACUGAAAGUGGAACGCCUGAAGAAAUUAGUAUUCCCUUUCGAAAACUAGCUGCUGUCUUAAUGGUAAAACGGUAUAGUGUUCUGUCUAGGCGAAAACAAGGAGUUCGUUUAAUAAUUAGAUAAUUCAUUUCCUAAUGACAUUUGUAUUUCUCAUUACCGGGUGAUUUUGUUAUCAAACACCAACUCAGCUGGUAGUUGUUAGUGUUGCUGCUAGACAUUAAUGAAAUAUAGUCGAGAAAAUCUACCAAGGGAUAAGUAAAAGUUAUGUACUUUUGAUAUGUCGUCUAGUCAGUUUUUUAAGCGUCUGUAUAAGAGAAAUUCAUAGUCAUUGUCGUAAUUGUUUUUUUGCGUGUGUCAAGUUUCAGUACUUCAUAUAUUCUUGAAAAUACUUUCUUUCCUAUGUACCUGAAAUUACGAUAAGCUCACAUUGAUAAGAUGCUUACUCAAGAUGUGAAUCAACCUCUAUUAGGAGUAUUAAUAAAGCCGAUCAGUUUACCAACGUGAAUGAAGAAAUCAGUUAUCACUAACAAAUCUUAAAACAAGAUUAGGUAGUUGCAUUUUAAACACUAUAAAUUGCCUUGUUGUUUGGUUGACUAAGACAAUUUUUACUUGCUUUUCAAAUGUUUCAUACUUUUGUUUGGUUUUCUACCUUUUUACUUACACUAUAUCAUUGCUAUUUGGCUAACGUUUUGGUGUUGUUUUCAGAUUCUUACUUUGCAAGAAAUGCCUACCUGCUUUAUAACACUAUCUCAUGACCGUUCAGCGACUCUUCUGGAUACCAGAGCCACUUCCGUCGUACGCAAAAGUUCGAGUUGUAGUCGAGGAUGUUUCAACAACACAAACUCACCAUGGGUUUCAAAUUUUUCUGUUGUCAAUCAGUUAAAGUUUCAUUUUCCAGUAACUGCUGGUGAUAUCCAUCCUUUGAAUGGAUGUUGUUCAAUUGCGCUGGCGACAGCCGACGGUUUUGUACGUCUUUUUGAUAUUCGGAAGCUCGUUUCCACUUUGUCCUCCUCUGCAGCUGUGGGCGACCCACCCCAACCAACUCCAUUUCGUGUAGCUAGACCUCUUGGUUUACCCGCGAAGAUAAAUUCGAACAAAACAUUCAGACUAAAUUAUGGACCAGGUCAUAUAACGUCCGUCAAGUUUGAACCUAUCUAUGACAAGGAUCAUACUCAGUUUUUGUUACCUACUGGCCGUAAACAGUUACCUUCGUCGGAUCUUGGUGGGAAACAUUUACUUGUCAGUCAUAUGUAUGCCCCCGUUUUCUUGUAUGAUCUUUAUUCAGAAGAAGCUUUUAGCGACUCUGAAGUACAGCGGCCUGAUUGGCUACCGAAUACGGAUACAUGCAGUCCAUCAUCUGAAACAGAAUCUCUUCGCUCAUCAGAUAGCCUUAUUUCAGAUCCAAAUAUACGUUUAACUGUUGCUCUCUAUCGAUGGCUCACUCAGCAUCGAUCCAGAACAGAUGAAAGUGCUGUGGAUGAAGCGUCAACUGAAUCUCAAACAACAUCUUCAAGUCCUGCCGAAUCAACAACUGGUCAAACUUCUUACACAGGCUCUCAGCGUGAACAGAGACUCCCUAUCGAUUACUUAACAGAUGCAUAUAUUUCUGACGUCAUUAAUUCUUCUCCAAGGUGUCGCGAAAUAAUGAAGUAUUGUGGUCGUGAAUGCUGUAGUACUGUGGUCAAAGUUUCAACAUUUUGGGGGCGGAAUUUUAUCCUGUCCGGAUCUGAAUGUGGUCAUUUAAUUGCAUGGGAUCGUAAUACAGGAAAGCCUGCACUUGCUAUUAAAGCAGAUACAUCUGUAGUAAAUCGAAUUAUUCCUCAUCCUCGUUUUCCAAUGAUUGCUGUCAGCGGAAUUGAUCGGUCCAUAAAAAUAAUUGAACCUGAUCCAAAUGUAUACGAACAAAGUGAAGUUGACGAUGGUGAUGACCAUGAAAAAUCAGCAUUUAUAAAAGUAGUAAAACAGCAUGAAGAAGAAGCAAAUCAGUUAUGUCAAACAAAUGAUAUAAGAACGAAAAAAAUAUUAAGUUCUGGGAACAAUCACUUGGAUAGUAUCGCACGUCUACGAGCUGGUCGUGUUGCACGAAUGAUCUUACUACGGCUCGUUGAAGGGACAAACUCCACAGAUUCGAGAUAUACGGAUACAAACACAUGAAGCUCAUCUGGCUGUGACUUUUAUGAUUCUUGAUCUCUGUGCUUUCAACUGAUUUUCACUAUUUAUCAUUAUUCGAAUUCAAAUUCAUUUCUUUCCGAAUCGUCUGUGACAUGCUUUUAUCCUCUCUCUAAAUUUCCCUUAACACAAAACUUGUUAGUUAGUAUUUCAUCAAAUAAUCAUUUAUGCCUAUAAAAGCGACUGUAUAGUAC